Messenger RNA from Chlorella variabilis, 1167 nucleotides. RefSeq lists its product as hypothetical. The transcript is spliced from 6 exons. Lineage: Eukaryota; Viridiplantae; Chlorophyta; Trebouxiophyceae; Chlorellales; Chlorellaceae. The record is from RefSeq and is a predicted model, not a curated record. Gene Ontology annotation, biological process: intraciliary transport involved in cilium assembly. Bases 1 to 1167 code for a protein of 388 amino acids.
AUGGGCUCCGAGGCAGCUGCGGACUGUGUGAUGCGCGAGGUGGCGGCCAGAAUCAUUCAACACCACUUCCGAGAGCGCCGCAAGCGGCCCAGCGCCAGUGGCAGCGCCCGGUGGCCUGCCACCCCGCCGGCGCCGCCAGCCAGUUGCAGCUCCAGCUUUGCCCGCAAAGCCAGUGUGCUAGACUUCAUGCCGGGGCCGCGCCCCGCGUCAGUGCAGGCCACGCGUGCCGCGGCGUCGGGCAGGCCCUUCUCGCCCACGGCGCGCCAGCUGCAGAUGGGGGAUGUGCGGGCGUCCGCCUCCACUGAGAAGAUGGGGCACAUCAUGCGGAUGAUUGCGGAGCUGGAGAAGCAGGCAGUUGAGGAGGCACGCCAGGUGGCGCCGCCACCAGCUGUUCCGCCACCCCAGCCUCGGCUGCAGGCGCAGCAGCAGGAGCAGCAGGCCAAGUCGCCAACAUCCACGGCCCACCCCAUCGCCAGGGUUCUGGCCGCGCAGGCGCUGAGCAUCGGCAGCAAGCAAAUAGUUGCGGCGGCCGCCACCGAUCCUGUGGCAGCGGGGGCGCUGCGUGCCGCAGAGGCAUCCACGAUGCCACCGGCGCCUCCUGCUGGUCAGCUGAAUGCUGCCGCCGUGGCCAGCAGCGUGCGCGCCAAGAUCCAGCAGCUGCAGCAGCAGGUGGCGGACAAGGAUGGCCAGCUGGCGGAGCUGCGGCAGCAGGCGCAGGCGGCGCGGCGGGAGCAGGCCGUGGCGCUGCGGGCUGCAGAGGCCAGCCACAAGGCCCAGCUGGCCGAGCAGAAGGCGGAGACAGAGGCCAGCGUCUCCCGCAGCAUGCAGCUCAUCGACCGAAUCAUGAAGGACAAGGACGCGCUGUCAGGCACGGCCCCCAAGUGCGCCAGGCUGUCAGCGGAUGUCGGCGCCAUGCAGGCGGAGGCCGCCAAGCAGAUUGAGGCGCUGAAGGAGGGUCUGGCCCGGGAGCUGCGCAAGCAGAAGGAGGUGUGGGUGGCGGCCGAGCGCGCCAAGCGCGAGGCGUGGAUGGCCGAGCAGACGCGCAGCAUCAAGGAGAGCACCAUCAAGGGGCUGGAGCCGGAGAUUCAGGCAAGGCGGGGCCGUCAAUGGGCAGGUCAGCGGCCGAAUGGUAUGGGCAGCGCUCUUGCCCGGGAGCAGCAAGGCUAG